AUGGGACUAUCAUUGGCUUAUGAACUUGGCAUUGUCCUUGGAUGCCUUGUUGCCCUUGCUUUCGGAGCUGGAUUCAUAAAACUAUAUAUCAACAAGAAAAGACUUAAGGUCAACCAGAAGAAAGCAGACGAGGAAGCGGCUACAAGAGCGACAGACAGAGAAAAGCUUGUUGGGAAGCGGAAGCUUGGAGAGGGUGACCUCUUCGGCGUGAGAGCACUCGAACAUGGGUACUUUGGAGGUGUUGCGCAGACCAGACCCAGCUCUCCAGCUCCUUCAUACAAGCUGGCACCAGAUGCGAAACUGGUCGACUGGGGUCAAAUGAACAAGCUUCGAAGCGAUUCAUCGUCAGUCACAAGCAGCAACUUCGACUUCCUCCAGGACAGGAACUCGAGCAGUGCUUCGCUUGCUGGCGCAGGCAGCACAAUCAAGAAGCCAUCGCCACUUCGACUACAGCCCUCAGAUGCUGAACUGAGGAGCCAUAAUAUGUCGAGUGUUGGAAACAUGGGCGGUAAUUUCUUGCCACCAGCGCCAUCACCAAGAUCCCUUCGAGCUCCUUCUCCAUUGUUUGGCGAAGAGAAGAGCAGUACAUGGGUGUCUCCCUUAGAUGUUCACUUCAGCAGACCGGGAACACCUGUGAGACCAGCAUCAUUUCUACCAAAGCUACAAUUUCCUCUGGAAUUCGGGAAAAGCGACUUGACAAUACCCCUUCCAGAUUUCAACAAGCCAAAAUCGGAAACAACACCUGCUUUCGAACCAGUGAUCGUCAAGCCUCCACCAACUGCUGGAGGACGUGCGAAGACGCCCAAGGAGAUCUAUGCGGAGUUCUCGCAACAGGGCUUUGCUAAGUCACCAACGCUGUCAAACUUCUCACAGCAGAGUUUCGCUGAAUCGCCAACUUUGUCGACUUUCUCGAAACAGGAACCACUGAUGAAAUCUCCCACCUUCUCAACAUUUUCGAAAGAAGAACCACCCAAAGCAAAGUCCCCUACUUUCUCUGUCUUCCCACAACAAGCACAACAAGCGCCUCCUCGACCCAACCGUCUUUCGAUGAAGUCGAUGUUCUCUACGGAGGAACUACCAGUUCGCAGUCCUAAAGAGGAUUUCUCAAGAACGUUUCAGCUCCCACCCGUCCCUCUUGAUGACCUAGCUCCAAUGAUACCACCUGUCAACCCUGAUAGAUUCCCAAAAGACCUCAACGUAUGGAACCCAGCAUCACCCAUUCGCAACUCGAUAGUCAACAGACAGCGACAGCCUACAUCAGCUGGAGCUCGUCAUAGCCAUGAAUGGACACUUCCAUCACCCACACUGCCCGACGAAAUGAUCGAUGCAGAAUGGCAACCUUCAGAGAAAGCCAUCAUCCGAGCCUCCGUCGUCAGCAAGCAACGAGUUUCCGUGAUCCGAGGACCAGGAGCACAGUCCCAAGAUCUUGACGUUCAGUUUGCCAGAAUGCGCAGCCGUGGUCACAGCAUGGCAGCUUCAAGCAUGUACAGCACCCGAACCUCCAUCCUCGAGCCCGGAGAACAAAGUAAACGCCACACACGAACGUGCUCCCAAUCAUCCGAAGCUCGAGCUCGGGCCUCAACCCGAGAUUUCUCAAACUCCUCCCACAAACGAGUCAGUUCUCGAAGUCUAAGCCGAACACGUGACUCCCUUCGAGGAAGCCGCAAGACAUCCAACGACUCCUUCAAAUCCGCGGACUCGCACCGUCGCAGCAGAGAAAGAGACCAACUGCACUUUGACCCUACCUCUCACCGUCGCAACCGCAGCGGCUCCGUCCAAGGCCACUCCGUCGAUUUCGACCAGCCGCGCGAAAGUCCGUUCUCAGACUCCAAUGGAACUAGUUCCCACUCAGCCACCUCCUCCGUAUCCAGCUCCCAGAGCUCCGACGCCGCAUCACCUCCAAAGCCUAUCUUGAAUCAUCACAACCAAGCCAAUUCCGGAGCACCACUGCAACCUCGAAUGCCGUUUGUGCAAGAUCCCGACAGGUUAUCGAUCGCACCACAGAUCCACGGACGUUCCGCAAGCGAGGUGAGCCAGAACAGCAUUGGAGAUUUCUACGAUAGCUAUUACCGGCAAUCGACCAUGGGUCGCAACAGCGGGAUGCCGAACCCGCCUUUGCCUCCGGCGUCUAGGAACAGUGUUCAAGACCGCGCACAAGCAUUCGAAGAUAAAGCUCGUGGAAGAAGUGGUAGUAUCGGCGCCCCGAAACGACCAGCACCGCUAAAGAUCGGGAAUGGAAAUAAUAAUGGAGCAGGGAGUGGGUAUGGAGGAUUUAAUACUAUUGUGGAAGUAGCGACGCCGAUGCCAAGUCCGCUGGUUAUGGGAGAUGCAGGGAGAGAAAGAUUCCCGACGAUGAUUUGA
Messenger RNA from Mollisia scopiformis, 2361 nucleotides. RefSeq lists its product as uncharacterized. The transcript is spliced from 3 exons. The record is from RefSeq and is a predicted model, not a curated record. The coding region runs from base 1 to 2361 and encodes 786 amino acids. NCBI's taxonomy places the organism in Eukaryota, Fungi, Ascomycota, Leotiomycetes, Helotiales, Mollisiaceae.